This is a messenger RNA of Xylaria bambusicola, 2962 nucleotides long. RefSeq names its product ribonuclease H-like domain-containing protein. The coding region runs from base 1 to 2904 and encodes 967 amino acids. NCBI's taxonomy places the organism in Eukaryota, Fungi, Ascomycota, Sordariomycetes, Xylariales, Xylariaceae. Gene Ontology annotation, molecular function: protein binding; RNA binding. The record is from RefSeq and is a predicted model, not a curated record. The transcript has 4 exons.
AUGGCUAGCGGGCAGGGACCUCCGCGAAGAGGUCGCGGCGGAUAUCAUCAAGGUGGUGGUGGCGGCGGCGGCGGCGGAGGAGGAGGAGGAGGAGGCGCCUUCCGUGGAGGACCUAAAGUGUUCAGCCCUGCUGGCGGUGUGCCUAGUCCCGACCCCGACGUGACCAAUAUUGAGAACACAUUUGUGGAUAACAAAGCACUCAGCCUGGCUGGUCUAAGUCUCAAUCAAGAAUUCCCCAGGCGUCCAAGCUACGGUACCAAAGGACAACCUGUUACUCUCUGGGCCAAUUAUUAUAGGUUAAGAGGCCCCCCAGCGUUGGUACUAUACCACUAUGCUUUGGUAAUCACACCUGAAGCGUGUGGUGGCAAGCUCAAGCAAAUUAUUCGACUGUUAUUGCAAUCCCCUACGUUAGAUAACCAUCGACAACAUAUGGUGACCGAUUUUAAAGCCAUCCUCAUCUCAUCAAGCAAGAUCGAUAACCAAGUUGUCGACAUCAUUUACCGAGCUGAAGAUGAAGAGGAACCCCGCGCGGGUGCUCGCCAAUACAAUGUCAAAAUUGAAUUAAACCACACUCUCCCUUUAGCUGAUCUCGCGACUUAUCUCAAGUCAGCAGACCAAACUCAGUAUGUGUCGAAGCUACCUGCUAUUCAGGCUUUGAAUAUCUUGAUCAACCAUUACGCCAAGUCAUCCGAUACGAUCAAAACCAUUGGCUCUUCGAAGAACUAUGACCUUGUCAAUUCUGAGAAACGGGGUCUUGAACAAGGGCUUAUAGCUAUGCGUGGCUUCUUUACUAGCGUUAGGGCAGCCACAGGACGCAUACUACUCAACGUCAAUGUGUGUCAUUCAGUGUUUUACGAGGCUGGUCCGCUUGAACAAUUGAUGAACAAGCGAAGAGGUUAUAGCCUAUUCAAACUUGCCUCGUUCCUGAAGAGACUUCAUAUCAAGACCACUCAUCUGAAACAGAAGAAAAAGAGGGAUGGAACGGUUGCUAUACGACCAAAGAUCAUCCACGACCUCGCCACUCCAGAAGACGGCACCCGAAGAGGUGGACAGAGCAUAGAGCACCCCCCUAGAGUCCAAAGGUACGGAGCCGGUGCUAAAGACGUACAAUUCUGGUUUAAGGAUCAAGGAAAGAAGACCCCAGCCGGUAAAAAGGGGCAACCCUCAUCUUCCGAAGGCUAUAUUUCUAUUUAUGAUUACUUUCAGAAGGCCUACGGCAUCCAAAUUCAAGACCUUAAGAUGCCCGUCGUCAAUGUCGGUACACGGGAGAAUCCCUCCUACCUACCAGCUCAAGUAUGUGAAGUGCCGCCUGGCCAGCCAGCGACGAAAAUUCGCUUAAGUUCAUCUCAAACCAGUGAGAUGAUUAAGUUUGCAGUCCGUUCUCCAGCAGAUAAUGCCACCUCUAUUGUGUCGAAGGGAUUAAACAAUGUGGGAUUAAAUAUAGACGCCUUCACUCAGUUGAAUCAGUUUGGAGUCAGUGUUAAUCCCGGCCUCAUUACAGUUCCGGGCCGUGUACUCCCUCCACCAGGUGUUAACUACGGAAACAAUAAACGAGCCCAAGUAAGGGAUGGAAGCUGGAACAUGCUCAAUAUCAAGUUCUCGACACCAGCCAAUUUACGAAGUUGGGCAUGCCUCUACAUCGAUAUGCCGACGCUGUAUCCCAAAGCCCACAGGUUUGGGAAUGAGGAACAGCUGAAGGAGCUUACGAAAGCGAUUCGUAAUGUUAUGGUAGAUGAAGGCAUGACAGUUGCAGAACCGCAAGCGCACCUCAGGGUACAGGUUGCAAAUACAGAGGAUCCUCAGCUUGACAAAGCUAUUGAGUAUUUUGCGACCAAAGUACAACUCGUUCUAAUAAUUCUGCCUCAAAACCCUAUCCCAGAAUAUCAUCGCAUCAAGCAGCUUGGUGACGUCAAAUAUGGUGUACACACUGUGUGCACUGUUGGUUCAAAGCUUGCGCGGAAGGAUGACCAAUACCUUCGCAACGUCUCUCUCAAAAUCAACCUAAAGCUAGGCGGUGAGAACCAGAUUGUUCCACCUCAGUAUCUUGGUAUACUAGCUCAAAAGACUAUGGUUAUCGGAAUGGAUGUGACACAUCCAUCUCCUGGGUCAUCUAAGAUAGCACGCAGCCGUGCAGCAAUGGUUGCCAAUAUUAGCCCUCGGCUUACCCAGUGGCCUGGCGUAACAUCAUCCCAGUUAGGAGGUCAAGAGAUGAUAUCAGAUAUUGGAAGCAUGUUCAUAUCACGCUUAAAACUGUGGUAUCAGAAGAAUAGGGGCUAUCCCGAGAAUAUCGUGGUAUGUCGCGAUGGAGUCUCAGAGGGUCAAAGGAAGACCGUAUUGGAUCAGGAGUUGACGCAACUCCGCGCCGCAUGUCGGCCAAUAUAUCCAGCGCAGGACACAGCAAAGGGACUUCCCCGAUUCACCGUUAUUAUCGUCAGUAAACGUCACCACACACGAUUAUUUGCUACAAGCGUAGAUACUGCUGACCGAUCUGGAAAUCCCAAAGCCGGUACUGUGGUCGACCGCGGGAUAACAGAAGCUCGCACUCAUGAUUUCUUCCUGCAAUCUCACGCUGCGAUCAAGGGUACGGCUAGAUCAGCAAACUACGUCGUGAUAUUUGACGAGGUAUUCCCCGCUACCACUGCGCCUGGGAAGAACAAGGCCGACGAGGUACAAAUGCUAAUGCACUCUUUAUCCUACAUCUUCGGCCGCGCGACCAAAGCAAUCAGUUAUUGCGCACCGGCAUAUUAUGCCCAUCUCUUGUGCGAGAGAGAACGAGUGUUGAAUUAUAAAGAGUAUGAAACGCCCUCAAACUCUGUUGCGCCAUCUGUGGCGGGAAGUACUACACAGGAUGAUAGCGAAAUGAGGAUCCAUCAUAGGCUAAAGGACAGCAUGUUUUACAUAUAGCUGGUACGUAUCAACUUGCUGUCAUGGGGGUAGGACAAGGGGCUCGAAAAGCUUUUAU